GCGUGACUCGAACUUUGACACGGAAAAAAACAAAAAAAAGAAUUCGUCACUUAUCUUUUCUCAUGCGAUUGCAUGAUAAGUGACUCUUCGAUGUUUACUUUGCUGCGCAGAAUGACGCACAACGGAUUUCCGGGCCGAUCAACCCAUAUUAAUGAGUCUUAUGAGGAAGCCAUAAAGGCGCUGAGUCUUACUCUGCAAAGCAACGCUGCUUAUUUGCAAUCUGUUAAACCACAUUUUGCAAAUGAUCCUGCGAAAUUGAAGGAAACAGAAAAAUAUUUACUGCGGUCUGGUAUUACUUUGGAGCAAUUGGACAGUCUGUCUAUCAUUCAUGUGACUGGUACCAAGGGUAAGGGUUCAACCUGUGCAUUUACAGAGGCGAUUCUGCGACAGCAUGGCUUCAACACGGGCUUCUUCAGUUCGCCGCAUCUGAUCUCCGUGCGGGAACGCAUACGGUUGAACGGUGAUCCCAUUAGUCAGUCACAUUUCACUCGUUCUUUCUGGAAUGUAUACCGACGUCUGGAGCAAAAACGAGAAUAUGAGUCCGACAUGCCGACAUACUUCAAGUUUCUGACGGUUCUCAUGUUUCACGUGUUUCUGGAGGCAAAUGUUGAUGUAGCGAUCAUCGAAGUUGGAAUCGGUGGCGAACUGGAUAGCACCAAUAUCCUGCGAAAUCCGAUUUGCGUGGGUGUCACGAGUCUGGGUCUGGAGCACACCUCGCUGCUAGGUAACACUAUGGAAGAGAUAGCUUACCAAAAAUCGGGAAUCUUCAAACCUCAUGCGGUAGCUUUCACGGUGCCGCAGCCGGAAUCGGCAAUGCGCGUUCUGCGAAAACGAGCCGUAGAAAGAAAAUGCCGUGAUUUUCAAAUAGUUUCCACAGUCCAAGAUCGUAAGUGGAACGAUGUUUUAUCAUUAGCAGGUAUUGACAUUAGUGGUGUGCAGCAACAGAAUGCUUUGCUAUCGAUCAGCAUGGCAUUUGAGUGGAUGAAAUCGCAUUACAAUCAAACCAUUGUAAACAAUAAGUACCACGUUAAUAAUUAUUACAAUCUCCAAAGCGACAAGGAUGACUUAUCACAAAUUAUUUCUUUAAAUAAAGUUACGAUAGCACUGACAAACUGUAAAUGGCCAGGUCGCACACAGAUUUUAAGGACUAGUGUAGCGAAUUUCUUUCUGGACGGUGCUCAUACGAUUGAGAGUAUCAUUAAUUGCGUAUCAUGGUUCAAGAGAGUUAGCCGAAAAACCUCCAGUAAGUUCUUAAUAUUCAAUAUCAGCGGUGACCGGAAUUCUCUGGAAUUAUUAAAGCUGCUGAGACCUUUAAACUUUGAUAAAGUUUAUUUCGCUCCAAAUUAUGCUGGAGUGACUAGCGUGGAGGAUUUAUCGAAUUAUGCGUUAAUUGAUGAGCAAAGAAAGAAAUGUAAGAAGCACUGUGAGUUGUGGGGUGAGGGUUCGGUAUCGAAGAAUAGUGUCGCCGAGGUGCUCUACGAUAUUAAGAGGCAUGUAUCGUUGCGGACGGACAGUGAUGAUAAAGUAGAGAUACUUGUAACGGGAUCCUUACAUUUAAUUGGCGCGUUAUUGGCUAUUUUGGAUCCCAAUUUGACAAUGACUAGUGACUUUUAACAUGAGAAUAAAAUUUGUUAAGGUAC
Solenopsis invicta (red fire ant) is the source of this 1640-nucleotide messenger RNA. It is a transcript of the gene Fpgs1, whose product is annotated as folylpolyglutamate synthase, mitochondrial. Gene Ontology annotation, molecular function: tetrahydrofolylpolyglutamate synthase activity; ATP binding. Gene Ontology annotation, cellular component: cytosol; mitochondrion; cytoplasm. NCBI's taxonomy places the organism in Eukaryota, Metazoa, Arthropoda, Insecta, Hymenoptera, Formicidae. Gene Ontology annotation, biological process: tetrahydrofolylpolyglutamate biosynthetic process. The transcript has 3 exons. The record is from RefSeq and is a predicted model, not a curated record. Bases 73 to 1614 code for a protein of 513 amino acids.